GACGAAAGCAUUAAAUGGGAUUAAAAAUGACACGGACGUAGAAUAUGUAAUGUUACCUUGGAGUGAAGUAUGGACUCCCGUCCUUCGUGUUUCGAAUCCACAUUCCGAAAUUAGCAAAAGCCAGAAUGUUGACCGUUCCUAUGAAACUGUUAUAUACAGCAACGAAGGACAGGCAUAUUUUCAGGAGCUGAUGACAACUCGCACCACUUGCGACCUUGACAUGACCUACUAUCCAUUUGAUAUACAGACGUGCCUAAUAAAAAUGUUUAUCGUCGGACAUCUUAAAUUUCAAUUCAGGAUUGAAACUCGCAUAGAAGAUAACAAAUUAAUUGGCGACAAAAGUCAUGGCUCAUGGAUAUUAAUCAAUCGCACUGUUUUGUCUAAUUAUGGUACCAUGACGAUAAAGCUUAUGUUUGAAAGAAGACCAGUGUUUCUACUGAUUAAUAUAUUUAUGCCAAUCAUUGUUCUCGCAUUACUUACACCAGUGGUAUUUAUUUUGCCGAAGAAAUCUGGAGAGCGGGUUGGAUAUUCAAUUACGAUGCUACUUGCCAUUUCAGUAUAUAUGACCAUUGUAAGCGAGCAUUUGCCACACAACUCUCAGCCAAUGCCUCUUAUAUCGGUUAUGAUUUUCAUUUGUUAUAUGCUAGACGCCUUGAUUGUUUUUGUAGUCAUCAUUAAUACAAAGAUAAAUGCGAUGAAAAAUAGGGGACGCAUACCGUAUCUCUUUAGGAAAUUUGUUCUUCUGACUCGAAAGCUUUUAGCUAUAUUGAAAUGUGAGAAAAUCCAUACUAAGCCCAAGGAUGAUUCUAUAGAUGCACAGGACAAAGACUCUGGUAGUGAAACAUUAAUCGAGUUACAGAACAACAUUGAACAAUCUAUUGAUUUAAAAAGACCAAAUGAAAAACACGACAUCACGUGGCAAGAUCUUAGCAAUACAAUUGACAAAUGGUGUUUUGUGAUAAGUUACUUAUGCAAAAUUUUGCUCCCUGUUAUUUUCUUUUCAAUAUGUAAGACAAAUAGUAGAUAAAAACUGACUGAUAUAAUAUUGUUCUUGAAGAAAGCAUACUAUAUUUUUUGGCUUAAUUUUACGGGGGGUGGGGGGCACCAAUCAGUUUUAAUCAUAUGACGCCGACACUUGAAAUAUGAUUUUGACUAACCUCGGGUGCUACGGACUUUUGGUCAAACCUACCACGCCUGCCGGAGCUAAGUGAUACCUAUACUCAGUAAUUCGAACCCAUCUGGUCGCCUUUAACGAACAGUUGCUGCGAUUCUAAUGCGUCAUCCCCUCAACCACACGUUGCUAAUAUAAAUUAGAAUUAAACCGUACAUACCACUUAUAUUGGAAGUCAUGUAGAAAAAGGAGGAAAUGAAGAAUUAGAUGUUUUAGCUAAACAAUAAUUAAAUUUUCAAAAAACUGACUUAUUGUUACCUGCUUCUGAUUUCUGAUCGGCUAUAAAUAAACUCGUAUCAUCUGAAUGAAAAGCAAAUUGGGACGGGACAAUGCCGUUUUUAAUAAACUUCACGAUGUAAACCCAUCUCUUGAUGUGUUAGCAUCUCUAUCCCGGUCAAACCGCAAUGAUCAAACAGUUCUUCUUCGAUGCCGAAUUGGACACACUAAAAUUACCCACUAUUUAUCUCAUCACGAAUGACAAUGCCCCUUUCUGUGUAGCUUGUAAUGAAAAUUUUACUGUCAAGCAUUUUCUUCUUGAAUGUCAUUUUUCACAGGCCCGUAAUAGAUUUUAUUGUGUAAAUUUACUCAAAGAACUCUUUAAUACAAUUCCAUCAAAAAACAUCCUUGAUAAUUUGAAAGAGAUAAAUUUGUAUUCUAGGAUCUAAUUGGCUCAUUUUUAUUGUCAUUUACAAAAUUUUACAUAACAUUUUAAAUUUAAUAUAGCAUUCGGCACGAUUUGGCCAGUUAUGUGUUGACGUGCCGUAAAAAUAAAAAAAAAAUCCUUUAUACAGUAGGGUUGGUUCUAAAGCUGUUACAAAAUCAUUUGGUCACCCCCUAAAUAAGAAAGUAUCUAUAUAAGAUCGUGGUCUUUGCUCGCCGGUAAAUUUAUUUUAAAUUUAAGUACUUCAUUUUCCUUUUCUCAAUAUAUACAUAAAGUGUAUGUUAACUUCUCUGCUUUCCUUGAUCAUUAUUGUUGUAGGAACAAAUCGCACUAAAGUUUGUUUCCAGAUUUUAAGAUAUCAUAGUGUUUAAUUUGCCAAUAAUUUAAAAUCAUAGAUGAUAAUUAUGUAUAUUUGUUUAACAAAGAAUGACUAAAGUUACAUGGUUAGGGGCCAGUUACACAGACGGUCGGUCCCAAAUCGGUCAUUUAAUUUUAAAUUUACUCGCUGUUAUGAUCGGUUGUUAUGCGUGAUUUUUUUCUGGUUUUCUGUGUAAACGGCCAUCGGUGACAGAAAGCAAACUCAAACGGGGUUGGGUCGAUGAUUAAAAUGCUGAAAUACUAUCGGUUUUCAUCGUUUGUAAAUCGGAGCUAAAUCUGGCCUAACGCUGAUUAAUCGGUGUUUGAUAGCUAGUCAUCACUGGUUAAACACUUUCCGUCAGAUAUGGCCGGUGAUUCAUAUUUGGUUAUCUUUGUCCGAUCGGCGAUAUCGGUGAUAAAGAGCUUGCAUAUAGGUUGCUGUCGGUUAUUUGUAAAAUAUUUUCACCGAUUGAGAAUUUUAACCAUGUUUAAAAUUCCCAAUCGGUAAUUUUUCACCGAUGCAACUUAUUUUUCCCCAAUAGCAGUUGAUAGGUGGAAAACAGGUGACCAAUAGGUGAUAUCGGUGUUAAAUACGUUGUCAUCGGUUCACUACAUAAUUUGGCUAAAAAAACUACCGAUGGCUCUGUGUAACUGGUGUGUUAGACAAGGAUUUUGAUGAUUUAUUUUAUGUAUAACUUUGAACUGUAUGGCUUAUUUUGUUAUUAAAGGUUUUAUAAUAAAAAGUGUGAUUAUCUUUA
Messenger RNA from Ruditapes philippinarum (Manila clam), 2947 nucleotides. RefSeq names its product acetylcholine receptor subunit delta-like. The record is from RefSeq and is a predicted model, not a curated record. Gene Ontology annotation, molecular function: extracellular ligand-gated monoatomic ion channel activity; transmembrane signaling receptor activity; neurotransmitter receptor activity. Bases 50 to 1027 code for a protein of 325 amino acids. Gene Ontology annotation, biological process: nervous system process; regulation of membrane potential; chemical synaptic transmission. The transcript has 2 exons. Gene Ontology annotation, cellular component: neuron projection; membrane; synapse. NCBI's taxonomy places the organism in Eukaryota, Metazoa, Mollusca, Bivalvia, Venerida, Veneridae.